This is a messenger RNA of Wyeomyia smithii (pitcher-plant mosquito), 3280 nucleotides long. Its product is annotated as serine protease gd-like. The transcript is spliced from 3 exons. Gene Ontology annotation, molecular function: serine-type endopeptidase activity. Gene Ontology annotation, biological process: proteolysis. Lineage: Eukaryota; Metazoa; Arthropoda; Insecta; Diptera; Culicidae. The coding region runs from base 418 to 1971 and encodes 517 amino acids. The record is from RefSeq and is a predicted model, not a curated record.
CGUCCCGGCGUAGAGAUCGUUGCUGCUAGUUUUCCGAGGUGUACGAUAGUAGCUGCGAAGUGCUGGGAAGAUCGUUGCUAUUUAAUUCAGUAAUAGAGCAGAUAGAAGGUGCUCCGUCGUGUGUGCCGCUAAAGCAAUAACAUUUUAAUUAAUAUCGCCGAUGCAAAUUAACUAUUUUCAUAUUGUUUGUGCAAUUAGUCUUCAAUAGGUGUAAAGCGAUACUUUGUGGAUUCGUGCAUAGUGUAUCAAGCGGUGUCCAGGUGUAAACUCGCAAAUUGCUGAAUUUAACAAAACACGUUUACAUCAGAAUCUCCAGUUACAAAACAAACCUGUUUCACAUUCCGCAUAUCAAUAUUCCUAUGCCAGUGACAAUGAAUUAGUGAUGUUCUCAGGCAGAAUCCGGAGUCUGAAGAAAUCAUGCCUAAGAUACGCUGCAGUACAAUACUCAAUAUGAAAUUACGUGCCUUAACUACACCGUCUGCUAAGAUAUUAAUCGUAAUUUUAUACCUGACCACACUACUGGGAUUAACCCGAACGCAAGCCGUCAAUACCCCAUGUCCGGACAUAUUCACUUAUCAAGCGGACCGCGCAACGGGACAGAAGUUCGGUUACAUCGAGAUCGAUAAUAUUAACAUCGGACAGGUGGUGAAACUUAACGUCGACCUCACCAUCCCUACGCGUCUACCCUCUAGCAAUAUUGGCUCGAUCACGUUGAUCAAGUCCCGCGAGGAAACCUUCAAUGACAUUUCGCAAGGUCUGCCAGCACAGUAUCGAGUUAACUUCCCCCUGCAGAACAUCAUACCGUGGGUUCUUUCCAUCGCUGUGAACGGUCAAACUAUAUGCAUCGGGUCCAGAGCCCAAGGACGAGUCGUUACAACCAUAAAUCUCGCGCACACACUGUACACUCAGCUACACGCACCACCCGGGGGAAACAAUAACGGCUUCCAGUUUCAGCGUCCCGCGGAAAACGCCGUACAGCCAGUGCCACCGUAUCGUCCCGAAGUGGAAGUUCCGCAAACAAAUCAACCGUGGUUUCCACAACCUCAAACGGUACGACCAAUUCAUGUUCAACAAAAACCAAUUGAACAAAGACCUGUAACUCGUCCUGCUAUUACGCGACCAGAUCAGUCUAUAAGCUACCAACGCCCUGAACGACCACCUGUAGAACAGACUUCACAAUUCGUAUGCGGCAAGACACCGAGUUCACUGAAUAGUCUUUCCAUAAACGGCGAGCGAGUGGUGAAAGGACAAUUUCCAUGGGUUGUUCCAUUAUUCGAUCGCACGCAACGCCUUAAUCCGAAAUAUAUCUGCGGCAGUACAAUAAUCACUAAACAGCACCUUAUUACAGCCGCUCAUUGCGUGUACGAGCUGAACGAAUUAAGAAAACCAUCACGGCUUCUGGCCAUGCCGGGUUUGUACAACAUUGAUAAUUUUUUGGAUGAAAACGCACAAACCGCGGAAAUUGCGGAGAUUGUUCCACACGAAGAGUACGUCGUCGAUGGCGAUGAUUUGAAGGAUAAGGAUGUGGCAGUUCUCCGGUUAAAAGUUGAACUCGUGUUUUCGAAUUACAUCAUACCGAUCUGUCUUUGGCAGGACGAUAACGAUUUAUCAAAAGUCGUUGGUGAAGAAGGCAUCGUUGCCGGUUGGGGCAUAACCGAAACUGGCAGUACCUCCUCCUUUCCUACCUUCAUCAGGUCUUUAAUAGUGACACGUCAGGAGUGCAUAAGGAAUCUGAAACGAACGUAUCCAAGCGCUUGGCCGAUAUUCUGUGGCGAUGGUCGGGGGUCUGUUCCGUGUAAAGGCGACUCCGGGAAUGGCCUUGUGGUGAAACGGAAUAACCAAUACUUUCUCCGCGGCGUUGUCUCGGUGGGCCAGUACGACAGCAACGCCAACACAUGCAACGUAAAUGCUUUUACGGUAUACACCGAUGUUGCAUUGUUACGGUUUUGGUUGAGAACAGUGACCGGCUAGAAAUGGUUCAUCGACGACAAAGGAUUGCCCCUCUUAGUGAGCAACAUCAUCUAUGGGAUGGUCGAGCCUUGCCAUGUAAAUAGAAGCCUUCAGACUGCAUUAAAUUAGUCGAUAGUUUGUUCCAGAAUAACUUAUAAGCGAGAAGAAAUAAAGAAUGUGCGUUGUUUUAAGUAUUACUACAACAAAUUGUUUUUAAAUAUUAUGAAAAUAGUCGAUUGCCAUUGUAAUUCAUGAAAUGCAGGUUUCGAAAGUGAUACGUAUAGCCGGAUUGAGGGUGGGGGAGGGACCCCCGCAAAAGUUUACUUCUAAUGACACAUGAUUAAAUACAAAAAAAAACAUGUUGCUUUAAAACAACCGAAUUUCCAGUAAAACUUACAUAAUCCUUUUAUAACCUUUCUUUCAACUUAUAUUUUUGUAUGACUUAUUCCUCUAUUGACGAAUUCAACAAAUGAAAAAGGUGCCAAAAGUUGCUUGGCCCCUGGGCCCCGCAAUCCUUAAUCCGACCGUGGUAAUACGUAUUGCUAUUGUGUCGUAAUGAUAAAAUUUUAGAUUGUUUUUUUUUUUAGCAUUUUGGCAUGCAGUAUUCUAAGUCAGCGGUUCUCAAUCUGGAGUACGCGUACCCCUAGGGGUACGCAAAAUCCUUCAUGGAAUACGCGAAAGAAAAAUCAGUAAUGGCCGACAAAGCCCAUUUUCUCUAUAACACUUCAUUUGUUGUUCAAACUUGCUCUUUAAACAUGACUGUAGCAAUUAAACAAACCAUAGUUUAAUUUGAAACCUGAACUAGACUACCACAACAUGUUUCUCCCACUCUGCGAGAACAUUCCAUGUCAGGAGGUACAAUUGAGUUGGAAAAUAUCGCCAAGGGGUACACGCAUGAAAAAAGGUUGAGAACCGCUGUUCUAAGUAAAAUGAAAAUGCGCCCUCCCUUACCUACUAUUCUACGUUCCGAUUCUUGGAGUAAGCUCAAAUAUGUUUAGAUAAAAUAUAAGUCAGGGGGAAUAUUGCGGUUUUAUUUUUUUAAAACGGACUACAUGCCGAUAUACCAGAACAUCCAAAACCAGAAUCGUCGAUUGAAUGAAAUUCUAGAGUUUCAACAAGUAAAUAGAGUAUUCUGGGGGAAAAGUUUGCAUUCAACUGUUGCCGCAACAACCUCUAAAACAUUCAGAAAACUCGGUGUUAUUGCUAAGUCAUGCAAACAUCAUGUACUGUAUGAGUAACUAUAAUUUCCCGAAUUUAAUGUGUAAUUAGAGAAUCCCAUUUUUCAAUGAAUAAAUACUCGCAUUGAAUGCACAACGUGACCACUCGUGAA